Neofelis nebulosa (Clouded leopard) is the source of this 3191-nucleotide messenger RNA. RefSeq names its product serine and arginine rich splicing factor 10 (gene SRSF10). NCBI's taxonomy places the organism in Eukaryota, Metazoa, Chordata, Mammalia, Carnivora, Felidae. The transcript is spliced from 7 exons. Gene Ontology annotation, molecular function: RNA binding. The record is from RefSeq and is a predicted model, not a curated record. The coding region runs from base 69 to 722 and encodes 217 amino acids.
UCCGCCGCCGGAUCCGCGGACGGUUUAGUGAGCCCGUUAGUGCCCCUGCCGAGACUCACGUCGCCGUCAUGUCCCGCUACCUGCGCCCCCCCAACACGUCUCUGUUCGUAAGGAACGUGGCCGACGAUACCAGGUCCGAAGAUUUACGACGAGAAUUUGGUCGUUAUGGUCCUAUAGUUGAUGUGUAUGUUCCACUUGAUUUCUACACGCGUCGUCCAAGAGGAUUUGCUUAUGUUCAAUUUGAGGAUGUACGUGAUGCCGAAGACGCUUUACAUAAUUUGGACAGAAAAUGGAUUUGUGGACGCCAAAUUGAAAUACAGUUUGCACAGGGGGAUCGGAAGACUCCAAAUCAAAUGAAAGCCAAGGAAGGGAGGAAUGUGUACAGUUCUUCACGCUAUGAUGAUUAUGACAGAUACAGACGUUCUAGAAGCCGAAGUUAUGAAAGAAGAAGAUCAAGAAGCCGGUCCUUUGAUUACAACUAUAGAAGAUCUUAUAGUCCUAGAAACAGUAGACCGGCUGGAAGACCACGGCGUAGCAGAAGCCAUUCCGACAAUGAUAGAUUCAAACACCGAAAUCGAUCUUUUUCAAGAUCUAAAUCCAAUUCAAGAUCACGGUCCAAGUCCCAGCCCAAGAAAGAAAUGAAGGCUAAAUCACGUUCUAGACCAAACUGCAGCUGGAAUACCCAGUACAGUUCUGCUUACUACACUUCAAGAAAGAUCUGAGAAAGCGGAAAAAGAACCAAAGAAGGGCAGUUCAAGCGACCAAAGGGUGGGUGGAAGGUGCUGCAGUAUGAAUACUGUACGAAUAUUUUGACUCUGGUCUGAAAAGAUAAAAGAAUGUUAUCGAAACUACAUGGAAUAAUUGAAGUCCCUUCAAGUUUGAAAGUAAGCAUUUUAGGACAAAUAAAAAGAAAUUCAACUUUGUACUUGUGGAAACUAAUCCCUAAAUCUGAAUAGGUUUAUAUUGAUUCGUGGGUAACAGGUCCAUAAUAAACUAUUGGAAACUAGGAUGUUUGAAUAUCAAGGAAGACAGCCAUAGUCUCUUACAGUGCCUCUAUUGGUCUGUCUCAAACUGAAUUGGGUGAGAAAAGGUAUGGUCCAAUAUAAACUUUUUCUUGGUUAUCUCUUAAAGUCAGUUCCAUUUUCGCUAUUGGCAAAUCUUGCCUUUGUUUAUUCCAGUGCCAGUGUUUUUCUGCUUAAUGGUUUGCUUUGUUGGCAUCUGAGUUUAUUUACUUGUAUGCCAUGUGCAGUUUACAUCUUACACUCUCUUUUCCAAAUAAAUUCCAAUUAGAAUACUUGACAUCUAGCUAAGAGGGUCCAUCUCUUCUCACCUCUGUCCUAAGUCAGUAUAUUCAGCAAACAUUUAUUUACUGAGCCCUUACUGUGGGCAAAAAUUGUCCUGGGUAAUCGGGGAGAAAAAUAGAGAAAAUUGACUUAAUAAAUACCUACUGAGCACAAUCUAGUCAAUCAUUACAGUAUGGCCUCAUUGUUUUGAGGUGUAUUUUUCGUAACGAUAUUUUACACCAUUCAUAUCUUAAUGUAAUUAUAAAACCCAGAAUACUAUCAAUGAUCAUUUUGUGGUUAUCUGCCAUUUAAAAGUAUCCAGUAUUUCUGUUUGCAUCCCAUUAAUACAAAUAAUGAAAAAAUGAUGUUUUAAUCUGUAAUAAACUGAUUCAUUGUGCAGUGACUGUAAUAUACUAGAGUUAUAUUAAAUUGUUAACUCUGCCUCCUCAAACACACAUUAGGAAAUAAUCCCAAAAAUAAGUAACUUUGCAGUAGAUCUAAAGGAGACUCUGGGUGCUAUAAUUAGAUUAUUUUGAGGCAGACAGAGAGCUGUUAUCCCAACUGAUUUAGUGUGUUCUGUAAUUGAGAAAAUGUUCACCAGAUUAUACUUUUUAGUGAUUUACUUGUACAUUUUAUAGGGGACAUGUUCUGUGUAUAGUGAAUAAAUAACUUUUAUAGUAUCACAAAAAUGUUUUGGAUUCCUUAGUUCCUUAUUAGGAUAUUAAGUUUGUUUAUACAUUGAUUCUUCCAUCACUCAUACUUGAUUUUUGUCAUUUCUGCCACAUAUUUUAAGUUGUUCGUGUGAAGUUCUUCAUCUAAAAGUAUGGAAGUGUUUAAGCCUUUACAAAAAAAAAAUUUUGAAAGUUGCAGAAUAUACAUAACGGUUGGAGAUAUGAAAUGUAGGUAUUUUUAUCCGUUUGAUUAAAAAAUUUUUUUUCAAACUUGCCUAAGAUCACACAGCAAGUAAGUGGCAGAUCCUGUGUUAGAGUUAACGGUUUUUUCAUUUGGUUCCUGUUUUGUGCCUUUUUUUUUUUUAAUCAAAUGGAAGAUUUUUUAUAACUUACUAAAAUUAAUAUAAUGGAAUCUAGAGUUCAUGCAGAGGGAAGAUUUAAUAGAUUUAUGAAAAAGAUUUAAUAUCAAAAAGUAUUUUGUUUGUACUUUGUGGAUGAAAAAGAGGUUAAAUGUAACCCAAGAUCUCAAGCUAUUGUGACUCAGGCUCUCCAUCCUGGCUUUCCAAAUUUCAGUCGCAUUGUAUUGCAUUUUGACCAUAUUCUUGUUUACAAAAUCCUGAGAUACUUUGAAAGGAGGAGGCUGUGAUUUGAGACAGCACAAUGAUAGUGGAGGAAUAAUCUUAAUGGCAUUUCUACCAGGUCAGAGCUUUUAGGAACAAACUUGUCAUUGAUAAAUGAAGUAAGCAACCUACUUGUUUUCGUUCAACUAUUCACAUAGUUACUAUAGAAAAAUUUCCUUCUCCAGGGUUUUUGUCUCUGCCCCUUCCUCCAACAGUGUUGGUUAUUAUGUUUAUUGCAUUGUGUUUCUGUGUAUUCCUAACGGCUGUUUCACCCUUAUUAAAGUGGGAAUCUUUAUUUGGAAUAAAAAGCAAGGCAUGUAAAUUCCUUUCAUUGAUAAUUGACAGAGUAGUUUGUAAAGAAGUAAAAGGCCUUUGUGUCUAGUUUUUGUAGAUCCACAUCUCUUUGAAUGCUAGAGAGUGAAAUAAACAACGGGUCUAGGAGCCAAACAAUUUGGGGUUUUUUCCCCCCUUUCUCUUUUCCUUAGGUUUAACUCUGCCCUCCAGGUUUGUGGUUGGGUGGGCUUUCCUCAUUUGAGUAGGAGGCUUUAGAGAUGUAUCCCUCCUGUUUUGCAAAGUAAUUGCCAAUAAGAAUGCAAUUAAAGAAACCAGAAAACUUA